Molecule: messenger RNA, 1026 nt
Organism: Ilyonectria robusta
Lineage: Eukaryota; Fungi; Ascomycota; Sordariomycetes; Hypocreales; Nectriaceae
Exons: 4
Coding region: 1-1026 (341 amino acids)
Molecular function (GO): oxidoreductase activity, acting on the CH-OH group of donors, NAD or NADP as acceptor
Source: RefSeq, a predicted model, not a curated record
AUGUCGGAACAGUUACUCGUCAUCACCGGUGUCUCCGGCCAUGUGGGCUUUCGCGUCCUUGUGGAAGCUCUUAGUCGAGGCUACACAGUACGGGCGAUUAUACGAAGGGCCGAACAGGCGGCGCUAAUCGAAGGCUCCACGCCUAUUCAGCCCUUUCUGAAACGGCUGCAGAUGGUCGUUGUACCAGACCUCCUUACGCCGGGUGCAUUUGACGGAGUCCUGGACAGCGCAGCCGGGGUGGUUCAUGUUGCUUCUCCUCUCGCUAUAUCUAGCGACAAUCUCAAACGGGAUGUCAUUGAUCCAGCCAUUAAGGCGACACUGGGGAUUCUGCAGUCGGCAGCCAAGGUUCCUUCGAUAAAGAGGGUCGUCAUCACAUCUUCAAUUGCGACCUUGCUUACUUGGGAAUACAUAAUAUCAGAUGACAUGACCAAAGUCUUCACUGCGCAGGACACCUAUACUCCAUCAGAAACUGAGACUAACUUCGACUUGCCCAUCCAAGCAUACGGGGCAGCCAAGGCGCUGGCACUUGCGGCUACUAAACGUUUCGUUGAGGAGGAGAAACCGUCUUUCGAUGUCGUCAACAUUCUGCCCAGCAUGGUCAUUGGAAGGAACGAUUUGAAUACCAAGAAGGAGGCCGUUUCAAGCGGUACAAACAACAGUGUCAUGGGCCCAUUGCUGGGAACGAAGACCGAGAUGCCCACGCUCGGCGUCUCCGUUCACGUCAAUGAUGUCGCGAGAGCUCAUGUCGAUGCACUGAAUCCCUCUAUCCCUGGCAACCGAAACUUCAUCUGUUCCUCGGGCGGACUAGACGGAACCACGUGGGACGAUGCCAAGAAUAUCGCAAAGCGGUGUUACGGCAAGUCGGUGUCCGACGGCGUCUUCACCCUGGACGGGACUGCUCCCACCAGGCCAAUCCGCUUGGAUGCAUCUGAAACGGAGAAAGUAUUUGGGUGGAAGUUUACAGGGUUUGAGGACCAGGUCAAGAGCGUGGCUGACCAUUACUUGGAACUCUUGGCGGCUGAAUAA